AUGUCUAUUGACAUUGUCAUGAACCGUGAAAGUCUGUCUCGUUUAUCGGAAGUCAUUACACCGUUAUAUGGCCUUUCAGCAGAAACUUCAACACCAUUUAUGAAUGAGGACCAGGUAUGCCUGUUUCAAUUGAAUAUGCAUGUGAUUUCUAAAGAAAAAAAGCGACUACGAAAACUGUAUGAAGGACUAGAUAUGAGUAAGGAUGCAACCAUCGACGUUGGAGAUUUGACAAAUGCGUUCAAGCAGAAGACUCCUCUUAUACCAAGUGGUGUUAUACCAGAAUUGUUUCCUCAAAUGGAUUAUUUAAAUGAUGACAUAACAUUUGCGGAACUCGUCCAACAUGCUAUCGAGCAUGAAAAGAAAUUGGAAAUCAUAUUCCGAGAUUUAGAUAAGAAUAAAAACGGUCAUAUCGGUGUGCAAGAAAUCAAAAAAUACUGUGAAGAUCUUGGUCUUCCAAUAACCGAAGCAAAAGUACAAGCAAUUGUUGAAUGGAUGUCGCGCACAAACUCAGCUUCUGUGAAUUUCUCAAAACUCAAGAAUUUUAUGUUGCUUUAUCCGCGAUCAAAACCGGAAGAAAUUGCGAAAUUUUGGAAGCAUAAUCUGAUGAUUUAUAUCGGCGAAGAUAGCCAGAUGCCUGAAGAUUUUUCGCAGCAAGAAAUCGCUUCAGGAUUUUGGUGGAAACAUUUGGUAGCUGGUGGAAUCGCAGGAUGUAUGAGUCGAACAUGUACGGCACCGUUAGAUCGAGUGAAAAUUUAUCUUCAAGUCCAUGCAACCUUACUCAACCGUUUACGAUUUCCAAAGGCAGCAAAACUUUUAUACGAAGAAGGCGGAUUGAAGUCUUUUUGGCGGGGAAAUGGCGUUAAUAUCGCGAAAAUUGCACCCGAAUCAGCUAUCAAAUUUUUUUCUUAUGACCUUAUUAAGCGACUUAUCGUUAGGAACAAAGAUGAAGGUUACAAGCUUCAGAUAUUUGAUCGACUUGCUGCCGGUUCUGCCGCAGGUGUAGUGUCCCAAACGGUGGUUUAUCCUUUAGAAGUGUUAAAAACACGUUUAGCAUUACGGCGCAGCGAUCAGUUGGAUAGUGGUUUAAUCGAUCUUGCAGCUAAAAUGUACAGAAAUGAAGGCCUUCUUUGUUUUUAUAAGGGUAUUGUUCCCAAUCUUAUUGGCAUUAUUCCUUAUGCGGGUAUUGAUUUGGCGAUUUAUGAAACGCUUAAAAGUUAUUAUUUGAAUAGUUACAAUGCUCAUCCGAUUCGCGAUAUCAUCGCUCUUCCUAUCUGUGGUGCCUGCAGUUCUAUUUGUGGUAUGGUAGCGAGUUAUCCGUUUGCUCUCGUAAGAACACGAUUGCAAGCUCUAUCGAUAUCGGAUAAUUUGACUCAACCAGGUACCAUGAAUGGACAAAUACAAUACAUUUGGAGGAAUGAUGGACUAUGUGGUCUUUAUCGGGGACUAACUGCGAAUUUAGUGAAAGCUGUACCUGCAGUAGCCAUAAGUUAUUGUGUUUAUGAACAUGUGCGUAUAUGGUUGGGUGCUCCGAUGAUGUAG
Cercopithifilaria johnstoni is the source of this 1539-nucleotide messenger RNA. The record is from the annotation of a GenBank genome assembly. NCBI's taxonomy places the organism in Eukaryota, Metazoa, Nematoda, Chromadorea, Rhabditida, Onchocercidae.